AUGACCAUUCAGCUAGGCGUCACUGUUGCCUGGGGCAGGUAUGCCAGGGUUACAGGCGUCACCGUUGCCUGGGGCAGGUAUGCCAGGGUUACAGGCGUCACUGUUGUCUGGGGCAGGUAUGCCAGGGUUACAAGCGUCGCUGUUGCCUGGGGCAGGUAUGCCAGGGUCACAGGCGUCACUGUUGCCUGGGGCAAGUAUGCCAGGGUUACAGGCGUCCUGUUGGCGUCCUCUGAAGGCGAGGGAAGUCUUGUGGAUUAG
This is a messenger RNA of Perkinsus marinus ATCC 50983, 258 nucleotides long. RefSeq lists its product as hypothetical. Lineage: Eukaryota; Perkinsozoa; Perkinsida; Perkinsidae. The transcript is spliced from 4 exons. Bases 1 to 258 code for a protein of 85 amino acids. The record is from RefSeq and is a predicted model, not a curated record.